CAAACUCAUUUGAACCCUUGAAUUCCGAUGAAUCCCUGAGCUCCUUGCAUCUUUUUAGCCAUGCCUUUUGCUUUGCUUCUCCUAUUAAUUGCCCUGACGUUUUGCUGUGGCUUCAACUUGGAUUCAGAACAGCCCCGUAUCUUCCAAAUGGACACAGCCGGGUUUGGACAGAGUGUGGUACAGUUUGAAGGAUCCAGGCUGGUGGUUGGAGCACCCUUGGAGAAGGGAUCCAUUAAUCAGACAGGACUUCUCUAUGACUGUGAAUACAGCACAGGAAGAUGCCAGCCUGUGCUUCUGCAGAUUCCUUCAGAUGCAGUGAAUAUGUCCUUAGGCCUGACCCUGAGUGUGACCACCAGUCCUUCUCAGCUCAUGGCCUGUGGCCCUACAGUACACCAACUCUGUGGAGAGGUUUUCUACCUGAAUGGUGUCUGCUUCUUGCUAAAUUCCACACUUCGAGAGGUCCGGAAAGUCCCUGCCUCCCUUCGGGAGUGUCCCAAGCAAGAAAUUGACAUUGCAUUCCUGAUCGAUGGUUCUGGUAGCAUCGGAAGUGACGACUUUCAGAGGAUGAAGGACUUCGUCAGAACAGUGAUGGGUCAAUUCACAGGAACCAAUACCCUGUUCUCUCUGAUGCAGUAUUCUCAUUGGAUCCGGAUCCAUUUCACCUUCAAUGGAUUCAAGAAAAAUCCUAACCCAGAAAUGUUGGUGAAUUCCAUUUCCCAGCUGGGUGGGUGGACCUUCACUGCUACAGCCAUCCUGCAAGUAGUGCAAGACAUGUUUCAGAGUUCAAAUGGAGCUCGGAAGGAUGCCACCAAGAUCCUCAUUGUCAUCACAGACGGCAUGAAGCAAGGAGAUAGAUUGGAAUACCAAGAUGUCAUCCCUCUGGCAGAGAAAGCAGGGAUCAUCCGAUAUGCCAUAGGAGUAGGGAGUGCCUUUAACACUCAUUCUUACCUGGAAGAACUCAGGACCAUCGCCUCUGACCCACCACAGGAUCACGUGUUUCAGGUGAAUAACUUUGAGGCUCUGAGGAACAUCCAAAGCCAAUUGCAAGAGAAGAUCUUUGCCAUCGAAGGUACCCAAUCAGAGAAAAGUAGUUUUUUUGAGCAUGAGAUGUCUCAAGAGGGGUUCAGUGCUGUGUUUACUCAGGAGGGCCCAGUGCUUGGAGCUGUGGGGAGCUUUGGUUGGUCUGGAGGCUUCUUCUCAUACCCCGCUUCUGAGGUCCCUGCCUUUAUUAAGACACAAAAAAGCGACAUGGACAUGAAUGCUGCUUAUCUGGGUUAUUCUAUGGAAAUGGCCUUUCAGAAGGGGGUUCAAAAGCUUAUCCUAGGGGCUCCUCGCUACCAACACACAGGAAUGGUUGUCAUCUUCACCCAAGUUUCAAGGAGUUGGGAGCAAACAGCUGAGGUCAAAGGGAAACAGAUCGGUUCCUAUUUUGGGGCAACACUCUGUCCUGUGGAUGUGAACCGAGACCAAACCACUGACCUGAUCCUCAUUGGAGCCCCCCAUUACUAUGAAGAAAACAGAGGGGGUCAAGUACACAUCUGUGCCUUACCUCAGAACAGGGCCCAAUGGCGCUGUGAGGCUAUUGUCUGGGGACAGCAGGGACACCCCUUGGGCCGUUUUGGAGCAGCUUUGGCUGUGCUGGGGGACAUUAAUGGUGAUAAGAGAACAGAUGUGGCAGUGGGGGCACCAGGGGAGGAAGAAAACCAUGGGGCCAUCUAUUUGUUUCAUGGAGUGGUUGGAUCCAGCAUCAGCCGUUCCUACAGCCAGAGGAUUAUAGGCUCUCAACUUUCUCCCAGAAUCCAAUAUUUUGGGCAGUCACUGAGUGGGGGACAAGAUCUCACUCGGGAUGGACUGGCGGAUGUGGCUGUGGGAGCCCAGGGACAAGUGCUGCUGCUCAGAACACGGCCUGUUCUCAGAGUUGGGAUUUCCAUGAACUUUCAACCCUUAGAAGUGGCAAGGUCUUUGUUUGACUGUCAGGAGCAGGAAGCCACCAGUAGGGAAGCAGGGAAUGCCAAAGUCUGUUUUACCAUCCAAAAAAGCUCUCCAGACCAUCUGGGGGAGGUAAAAAGUUCUCUGAAGUUUGACCUGGCAUUGGAUCCUGGGCGCCUGACUCCUCGUGCUGUCUUUGAGGAGUCAAAGAACCGAACACUACAUCGAGUUCAAAUCCUAGGACUUGGAAAGCAUUGUCAGAGUGUGAAGCUGUUGUUACCGAGCUGUGUGGUGGAUUCAUUGACCGCCAUCAUUCUUCGCCUCAAUUUUUCCCUGGAGGGAAAGCCCAUACCUGCAUAUGAGAACCUUCGCCCUGUACUGGACAUAGCUUCUCAGACUGUCUUCACUGCCUCAUUCCCCUUUGAGAAGAAUUGUGGCAAAGAUAGCAUCUGUCAAGAUGACCUCAGGAUUACAUUCAGCUUCCUAAGCCUGCAGACCCUUGUAGUCGGGAGCUCCUUAGAGAUGAAUGUGGCCGUUAGAGUACAGAAUGAGGGUGAAGACUCCUACAGAACUGUAGUCACGUUCUCCUAUCCUGCAGGCCUGUCCUACCGGCGGAUAUCACAGAUUCAGAACCAACCACAUCGAAGUCUGCCUCCUGUGACCUGUGAGUCAGCGAUAGCUGAGGCAGAGAACCUACGAAGUAGCCACUGUACCGUUAGUCACCCCAUCUUUCGGGAAAGAAGUGAGAUCAACUUUAAUAUAACAUUUGAUGUCUCCCCUAUGGCUUCCCUUGGAAACAAACUACUCUUCAAAGCCAAUGUGACUAGUGAAAAUAAUACACCUAAGACCAGCAAGGCUGUCUUUCAGUCAGAGCUACCUGUGAAAUAUGCUGUCUACAUGGUGAUCAUCAGCCAUGAAGAAUCUACAAAAUAUCUCAACUUCUCACACUCAGAAGAGAAGAGCAGCUAUGUUGUGAAGCACAAAUACCAAGUGAAUAACCUGGGUCAACGGAAUCUCCCCAUCAAAAUCAACUUCUGGGUCCCAGUGAAAUUGAACAAUAUAAACAUUUGGGAUAAGCUUGAGCUCCUCUCCUCCCAGAACUUCUCAUGUACAGAGAAAAGUGCCUCCGGAAAUGCUGACUUUGUCACAAAGCUCCAAAAGGUCCCAAGGCUGAAUUGUUCCAUUGCUCUCUGCCAGGGAUUUCACUGUGACAUCCCUUCCUUCAACAUUCAGGAAGAACUCAAUUUUACUAUCACAGGCAACCUCAGCCUUGGCUGGUUUCAGCAGACAGAGUAUAACAACCUAUUGGUUACAAGCUUGGCUGAAAUCACUUUUAAUGACUCAAAGUAUGCCCUACUUCCAGGACAAGAGAUGUUUAUGAGAGCCCAGACAGAGACCAAAGUAGAACGAUAUGAAGUUCAUUCUCCUAUUCCUCUCAUCGUGGGCAGCAGCAUUGGGGGACUGUUGCUCCUUGCACUCAUCACAGCUGGAUUGUACAAGCUUGGAUUCUUCAAACGUCAGUACAAAGAGAUGAUGAAUAAUUCUCAAGAAGCUGCGUUGGACAUGCCCCUUCCUGAGUAACUGCUUCUUCCUUCACCUCCCUGCCUUUUCUGAUAAAGACUGAGAUUUUUUUAGACAAGUGUACCAGUCCUCUUCUUACCUUGGGACCAAACUCCUUAUUUUCUUCAGCAGAAGGAUGAAGAUUUACCAUGGACUUGUCCUCUUGAAGAGUCAAACAUUUUAGUGUGUACUCAUUGGUUGUUGAAUGAAAGGCUUUAUGGGAAACAUCUCUCACAGUAAUGAAGCACCUGGCUUUUCCAUUGUGUGGGCAUAUUUGUGUGCGUGUGUGUUACUCUCUCGAGCUGAGGUGGCUGCAAUUGGCAAAGUCGUUUUAGCAGCAAAAUUGUUUGUGGUUCACAUAAAUGUGCAUGAAACUUCAAAUCGUAGGUUACUGCUUGGUUUUCCCCCUGGGGUUAUGUGCAUCUUUGGUUAUGGGACAGGGCCUGGCAAAGUAGGGUUAGGAUGGGGCAUCUACUCUUUUUUCUAAAUGGAAAUAAAGAGGAGUGAGACAUUUUCUCGAUAUGAGGGAGUGUAGGCAUCAAGGGGAAGCAAGGAAGGUCUUUGAUAGAUCAGCUGAGAUGGUAGUGGCAAAGCUGGUGAGGUGGGAUGAAUAUCAGAGACAGAAUGAGACCUAUGAACUCCCCAAGGUGAGAGGUGUUUGGCCCACUUUAUGUAUUACCAUAUGAAGACAGAUCUAAACAAAUGCUUUGGCAGGGAGGUGGGAAUGUUCCUGCAACUCAAGCAUAUUAGAAGAAUCGGAAAAGUAUGAGUCUAUAGCUCAUGAAAUGUGUUGAGCCAUACCCAGGGACGGUCCCUAUGUGGACAUGGUUGAUAGAAAAGGAUAUCCUAAUUACUGUACAUGGCAAAGUCUCACUUUUGCCCCGACAUUAAAGAAGAGACCUAAUCUGAGAAAUGUGAGGGAAAUUUCCCUCCCCUACCCCAGUCCUAAGUUUCUUAGUGAUUUUAGACUUUAGUAGCUGAUAAUGCUUUGAGUGAUAAACUAUUGGAAACAGUGUAAAAGUAGACUUUGAUCUACUUCUGUUCUAUGUAUAUAAUUUACAAAGCCAUUUUUAUAGCUGCAUUGUAUUAUAUAGUAUGCUUUAGAAACAUGCUAUUAAGGUAGGAAAUGUACACGAUUUCUUCAUAUUUGAGGCAUGAAUAUUGCAAAUGUUUACCCCUAUGCCUUACAAAAAAGUAUGACACCGUAAGAAUAUAUAUGCAGACAAAUGUCAUUCUACUUCUUGUAUCUAUUUUUAGAUGUCUAUAAAAGAUUUAGGGUAUAAAUAUCCGUGGAUACUAAAGCUCGGGAUCUUUAGGUCUUAGACCUGAGACCAGCUUUAUUGUGAGACCAGAUCCCUCUCUCAAUAAACCUCUUUUCUUUG
Messenger RNA from Dromiciops gliroides (monito del monte), 4871 nucleotides. Its product is annotated as integrin alpha-D-like. Gene Ontology annotation, molecular function: integrin binding. Gene Ontology annotation, cellular component: external side of plasma membrane; integrin complex. Gene Ontology annotation, biological process: cell adhesion mediated by integrin; cell-matrix adhesion; integrin-mediated signaling pathway. The record is from RefSeq and is a predicted model, not a curated record. The transcript has 30 exons. Bases 61 to 3510 code for a protein of 1149 amino acids. NCBI's taxonomy places the organism in Eukaryota, Metazoa, Chordata, Mammalia, Microbiotheria, Microbiotheriidae.